Molecule: messenger RNA, 4113 nt
Organism: Monomorium pharaonis (pharaoh ant)
Lineage: Eukaryota; Metazoa; Arthropoda; Insecta; Hymenoptera; Formicidae
Exons: 3
Coding region: 2690-3454 (254 amino acids)
Source: RefSeq, a predicted model, not a curated record
AUAGGUCCUCGUCCUCCACAGGGAUCAGCGCGCGUUUCUCCUCUAUUCGUAUUAAAAACGCGUCACUACCUUUGAUUCCUGUGAAAUUCAAAUUUUAUUUUCUCAUAAUGUUGUAAACCUCGGUAGCGGGAUUGUACGCCCGCCGUGGCGUAUCGCGCGGAAACGGAGUCGCCCGCUCCACACGUGGUCGCUCACGGGAGGGCGGGGCUGCUAACUCUACCCGCGGUUGCACGAAGGGAGACGGGGCCGUCAGCUCUACGCGCGGAGGGGGUCGGAUCGACGGAGGGCACCGCGAAACCUCCUGUAGUGCGCCCUCAAAUUUUCCAUCCUCCUUGCUCGACUCUCCCGCGGAUACUUCGGAGGUGUCAGAGGGCUUCUCCGACCUGUAGGGCCUUAUAUCGGAUUAGUCUUCGCUUAAGGGUAGGGUGGAUCCCCUUAAUGGACUCCCUCCUCUCCUCCAAUUUCUGCCGAAUCUCCUCGGUACUAAGCGCAUCUAUCCAUUUCCACGGGGGUGGUUGUUGCGGUAUCACGAAGCACGCGAAUGACAGGAAUCACACGAAUAUCUCGGUAUCCAGCUCCAAUCGAACCCACAGUAAGCUCGGUGUUUCGUUAUUUCGGUGUGCGCUCCGUGCACUCCACAGCAACAAUACUCAGUAUAAGAUCGAAAUCCCAACGACUUCCCGGCCGAGGCCACCUCAAUAAAUAUCACGAAAUUCACAACAACAAUAGGCCUCGAUGGGAAUUAUCACAACACUCCUGCUGAGUCUGUUACGGCAACGCACGUCGCGAAAAUCAUAAACAUUAAUCACAGAAAUUCGAGCUUCACGAGGCUGUCACGCGGGAUGAGGAAAAUAAACGCAAAACAAUUAUAUCACGGAACACGCUCCCUAAGUCCUCACUAAUAUAGGCACAUCGCAUGAAAAAUAAUAAAUUCGGUACCCCAAAACAAGCGCGAUAGUAAAGUCGUACAGCGGCAUUCACUUACGACGAACAGAUCAUAGCACGCGGUGCGAGGCGCAUUGUUUACGCUCGCGAGCCGGCGCGCGCGCGCGCAAUCCCUCGGUAUGCGUAUGAAGCAAUCGCCUCGAUCUCUCGGUACACGCUUCUAUCACGCAAGGUCACGCGCGAUGGCACACUAAAUUUCACGCACCGUACUUCACUUAGAAUCGGGACAACAAUAAUAAUUAGGGCAUCAACAAUAAUCAGGGCGAUAAUAACAAUAUCUAAUAAAUCGGGAACACAAAUAUACAAUACAGAAAAAUUUUCAGAUAAGCAAAAUAGCAAAAGAAAGAAAAGAAAGAUAAUAUAAUGGGGCAAACACAACAGAACACAUGCACAUGCAAAAAUGCGGCACGAAUAUUCGAGACGACAGUACUGCGAUCUCUCUCCUCUAUCCUUUCGUUAUAUCAUGGACCCCACGUUGGGCGCCAAAUUUGCGACGUUAUAUGUUACUUUUCUUCGCGUCUACAACUUCGUCGUGCUCCUUAACAUUAGUUGGACGCCAGGCGCGAAAUCCGCGCCGCACAAAAUUCGCAAAUCUCGGUACUUCGCACGACAGCCGAAUGCCUGCUAGCCCGUCUCUACACGAAGUGGCAGAGGGGCGAGGUUCUCGGUACGCGGAAUAGGAGAGGAGAUGUCUCGCAUUAAAAACUCAAUGGAAUUAAUGAAUAUUAAAGUCGUAUGUUGAAAAUAAAAUAUCAAUAGUUCUAUAUGACGGAUAGAUAAUAGCCAUUCGACGUUACUCUAUUGCAUGACUGUCUCGUACUCGACUUGAGAUUUACAGUACAUUGAAAACCACACGCUACAAGUUAUAUACUAAAUUAUUAUACACAAAACAUGGCGUAAUAAUUAUAAGAUAAUCAAAGAAUACCAUACAAUUAAGACAACAUCUUAAUUGUAACAACAAAUUAGUUAAAAAAGAUCAAACCGCGGGCAGACAAAAAAUUGGAACAACAAUUAACGUCUCUAAACUCAAUCCUAAUUGUAUUUGUGAUUUUUUUUUUUCAUAGAACGCGAAACGCUUACCGCGUGGCAAAAAGCAACACAAAGCCAAUAAACUUACAGCUUUUACUAAAAAGCAGCACGUUGAUUAGCUAUCGCUUCUUGUCACGCGGAAAGCGUUAAUUUCCGCGUGCUGAAGCCAUAUGAGUGUCUAUUAACAUAUAUUAAGGUUACGUUUUACUUGACAAACAUCGACGAGUAUCACUCUACCUUUACUUUUCAGUGCUUGUUAAAUAGAAAGGGAAUAAUGCUCGCGUUGACGCAAUUAUUUUCAAAUGAAACUUAAGUUCAUGUGCACGCGACGUAUACGCAGACGUUAAUGAGAUCAUGAAGACCGGCCAAUCAGAUGCCUUUCCUCCUUUAUUGUUAAGGUGCCUUUUCACGUGCUGCUGAAAUCGACCGUUUGAGCGACAAAAAGGAUCACGUGACGAAUUUUGUCGCAGAAUAUUAUAGCGGCAAUUUUUGUACAUGAAAAGGGAAUAGUAGCGACAAAAUAUAAAGUUCAUCGACAGAUUUCGCGUUUUUCGUGUAUUAGUAUAUCAGCAUUAUUAUAAUAUACAUAGUUGGGUGUGAUGGCUUCAAUAAAAAAAAAAAAAUAUUACAAUUGGAUAUUAAAUUGUAAUCGAAUUAUUCAAGAACGUAAAAUUGAAAAUCAAAAUAAUAUCAGUCUUGCUAUAAUAUCGUUGAUAUGUUUAACAAAAAAAGGCAUUAUUCUAAAAAAAAGUUUUGGGUUGCACCACUAUUUAAAAAUCAUGAUAAAUAUGGAUUUUAUAAAGCUACUUUGGCAUAUAUAAAAUUAGAAAGUGCAAGGUUUUUAAAUUAUUUUCGCAUGUCAUCUAUACAAUUAGAGAAGUUGUUACAAAUGGUUGGUCCAAAACUUCAAAAACAGACAUUUCUCAGGGAGCCUGUCAGUGCUGAAGAACGUUUGUGUUUAACUUUAAGAUACUUGGCUUCUGGUGACUCAAUGAUAUCAAUGUCAUAUCAGUACUUACUAGGAUAUACAACAAUAAGCAAUAUUAUAUCUGAAACAUGUGAAGUAUUGUGGAAUGUUUUAUGUCCAAUCGUCCUUCCAUCGUCUUUAACUAAAGAAAAUUGGUUGUCUAUUGCAGAAGAUUUUGAAAAUCGUUGUAAUUUUCCUUAUUGCAUAGGUGCAAUGUCCAUUGAUGGAAAACAUAUUGUUAUUCAAUGGUCGCUUAGCAAUAUUUGCAUUCAAUUUUACAAUUUAGAAAUUGAACGUAUUAUAAUUAUUAUAAAAUUUAAUGUACUUUUUCAGUGUCCUGCUAACGGCUUUACAUACUAUAAUUAUAAAAACAGUCAUAGUAUCGUUUUAAUGGCAAUAUGUGAUGCUAAUUAUGUAUUCACAUUUGUUGACAUUGGAGCCUACGGUAGACGCAGCGAUGGUGGCAUUUUUAAAGAAUGCCAGUUUGGAAAAAAAUUUGAACAUAAAAAAUGAAUAUACCAGAUGCAGAGAUUAUUUCUGAAAAUGGUCCUAUAUUAUCAUGUUAUUUAGUUGGGGAAGAAGCAUUCCCUUUAAAGGAAUAUUUGCUUCGACCAUAUCCAGGAAGAGGCGGGCUGACUAAAGAAAAGAAUGUAUGUAACUAUCGAUUGAGCCGUGCCAGACGAACUAUAGAAAAUACGUUUGGCAUUCUUGCCAGUCAGGGCCAAAUAUUGAGAAAGCCAAUAAUUGCCAAAGUAGAAACUGUAGAGAAAAUUGUGCAAGCUAUUGUGUGUUUACACAAUUGGUUACGAAAAUAAGACAUAAACAUCAAUGAAUACGUGACUACAGAUAUGGUUGAUAAUUUUGAUGAAAAUGGUUUUACAUCUGGAACUUGGAGAACAGUUUUAGAAUGUAGUUCUGCCUAUCGCGAAGUACACCGAACAGGAUCAUAUAUGAGUACUCGGACAAGUAUUGAAAUGCGAGAUAAGUUUUGUACAUAUUUUAAUAAUGAAGGGUCUGUACCAUGGCAAAAUAAUUUUGUCUAAAAAGAUUUCUCCAAAUAUAUAACAUGUGUAGUAGCUUCGCAUAUUUAUUUAUAUAUGUAAAUAUAUAAUGUUAAAAGACGUUUACUUAUAUUAUUUUAUAAAAGUAGGAAUAUAAACUAUACAAAUAAU